AUGGGCUACGAAAAACCACUUGAGUUAUUGGUCGAUUGGUCGACAUACACAUAUGCAGGAUUCGGAGUUACCUUGCGGAAGCCAAAAGACAACUUCCUUCUCCUGGACACCUAUCAGUCACCUAUCAAUCAAUUUCAGUGCGCCCCUGGGAAAAUCUACAAAAUAAAGUCUGACAGGACGCACGGCUUACAGCUGUGCUUUACUGAACACAUUUAUUCAACAGACUUUUUGGUGCUGCAUGAGGGAUUUGAACAGCUCACCAACCUUCAUGAAUUGAGCAACGCCUGA
This is a messenger RNA of Morchella sextelata, 288 nucleotides long. RefSeq lists its product as uncharacterized. NCBI's taxonomy places the organism in Eukaryota, Fungi, Ascomycota, Pezizomycetes, Pezizales, Morchellaceae. The transcript is spliced from 4 exons. The coding region runs from base 1 to 288 and encodes 95 amino acids. The record is from RefSeq and is a predicted model, not a curated record.